This is a messenger RNA of Haliotis rufescens (red abalone), 4743 nucleotides long. RefSeq names its product vacuolar protein sorting-associated protein 26B-like. The record is from RefSeq and is a predicted model, not a curated record. The transcript is spliced from 9 exons. The coding region runs from base 68 to 1105 and encodes 345 amino acids. Gene Ontology annotation, biological process: retrograde transport, endosome to Golgi; intracellular protein transport. NCBI's taxonomy places the organism in Eukaryota, Metazoa, Mollusca, Gastropoda, Lepetellida, Haliotidae. Gene Ontology annotation, cellular component: endosome; retromer complex.
GCGGAUGACUGUGACUUCGUCCGCCAUAUUAUUUUGAUAGGAGGACGGGGGAGGCUCACUUCGCAAAAUGAGUUUCUUUGGAUUCGGCCAGGGUGCCGAGGUUGACAUAGUUCUUGAUGGUCAAGACUCACGUAAGACAGCUGAGAUCAAAACAGAGGAUGGGAAGAAAGAGUGGUAUUACUUGUACUUUGACGGAGAAACAGUAUCAGGAAAGGUGAAUGUGACACUGAAGAAGUCAGGUAGCAAGCUGGAGCACCAAGGGAUUAAGAUAGAAUUUAUUGGUCAGAUUGAGCUGUACUAUGACCGGGGAAACCACCAUGAGUUCACAUCAUUGGUCAAGGAGCUGGCCAGACCGGGCGAGCUCACACACAAUUCUAGCUAUAACUUCGAAUUUCAACAAGUGGAAAAACCAUAUGAGUCAUACACAGGGGCAAAUGUUAGGCUAAGGUAUUUUUUGCGUGUGACAAUUGUGAAGCGGUUAACAGACAUUGUGAAGGAGCAGGACAUUGUGGUCCACACUCUGUCUCAGUACCCGGACAUGAACAACAGCAUAAAGAUGGAAGUGGGCAUUGAAGACUGUCUUCAUAUAGAGUUUGAAUACAACAAGUCCAAAUAUCAUCUGAAAGAUGUAAUUGUGGGGAAAAUUUACUUCCUUCUGGUGAGAAUUAAAAUUCGAUACAUGGAGCUUGCUAUAGUCCGUCGAGAGUCAACAGGCGCAGGUCCCAACACAUUCAAUGAGAAUGAAACCAUAGCAAAAUAUGAAAUUAUGGAUGGUGCGCCAGUUCGAGGGGAGUCAAUACCUAUCCGACUGUUCCUCAGUGGGUAUGAGCUGACACCAACUAUGAGAGACAUAAACAAGAAGUUUUCUGUUCGCUACUAUCUCAACUUGGUGCUAGUUGAUGAGGAAGAGAGACGGUAUUUCAAACAACAGGAGAUCACAAUAUUCCGCCGGGCAGACAAGGUGAAGCGGUCGUACCAGGCGUCCAUGCAUCAUCACCAGCCCAACUUACAACGUGAAAACCCCAAGUUGAAACCCAGCCCUGUGGAGGAGAACAGCACGCCGGAGAAGGAGGAAGAAGAGGAAGACGAGGGGGAAGAUUCUUAACGAUCAUAUCGCUAAGAGGAAGUUGAUAUAACGAUGUUAAUAACGGAGAAGAUAUCGUGAUGACAUUUGGAAUGAAGGUGGCAGUGUCACAGCAUGUAGGACUGCCAUAGCUCAUCAGAAUUAUUAGUGUGUACAAGGGUGGAUUUGGGUUGGUGGGAUAGCUUAUAUGAAAAUGCUAAGGGAUAUGUGAUAGGGGUUCUUGUCAGAUUGAAACUCAUUCAUGUGUUGUACAACUCAGAUUUUAGCUAUUCUAUUUUGAUAUUACUCGUAUUUUGAUUCUAGUCAGUAAAUCAAAUUGGACUUUAGCCCUAGUUACAGUUGGUCAAUAUGGAAAGUGUUUACAUGAAAAUUGUAUGACCUAUACAACUUCAGCUGUAGUACAACACAAAAUGGGGAAGAAAUAUUUAAAAUUUAAAUUACUUACUCUUGUGGAAGUUACAUGUGAAAUUUCCUGAAUUCAAAGUGAGAUGACUAACAACUCCUUUCCUAAAUCCACUCUAUGUGAUGUGUUAUACUGUACUCACAAGGGGAUGUGCAAGUCAGGGGAGGCAGCUGCUACGAGUGUGUUGGACUCAUUCCGGUAGUGAAUGUGGCUUGUGUGUGGUAAGUUUGUAUGGACAAAAUGCAGGCCUGUUCUCAGACAGGCACAACAAAAUAGGGUUCAGUGUUGUUUGUGGAUAGCAAAAUGAGACUAAACACCCUAAUUUAUUGUGUUUCUUAUAUUGGUGCAUUAAUACUCUGAACCAUUCACAAUGAAGCUGAAAGUUGUAAAACAUAAUUAAUGUAAAACAUGCUGAAUUAAUACUGGCAGAGUUGAGUCCAUUUCUCCAAUGUUUGGACUCUGCUGAGAAUCGUUUAUGCAUCAUAUGCAUAGAAAUCGUGACGCACCAAAACUGUAGCUUCCCAUGUACAGAAGUAGUCCUUUUAGUUGUCUGUUCAUUGUUAUAAGUAAGUUAUACCAUUGCUCACCUAAUGACAAAGUGUACUGUCUCUGUGAUCCAAAAAUGGCAUAGCACUGGUCAUAUGAGCAGCAAGGGACUGGUCAGCUGAAAGCUUCAAGGGGCAAUGGAGAGAAUUGGGCGAGAAGAUUGUGAUGUGACCAAUCAUUUAGUGUUUCAUUACAGCUGUUAAGUUAAGCUCAUAAUAAUAUAAGACGAAAGUGAUUGUAAAUACUGAAGCUGUCAUUGGUUGUAUUCCUGUGUCAGUUGUGUGCUGUGUUAUUCAACUGUGCAUUAGGGGUGUGGCCACACAGGGUUGUAACAUGGCUUCUGGUGCAAUACGCUCAUUGCGUUGGACGAAUGAUGCAAAUGUUUGUCGAAUGGUCACAACACCUCACAUUUUGGUGAGACCCUGCAGAAAACUGUUGACAGUUGCCAGAUGUAUCCUGACGCCGUCUUGCAUUGCAUCAUGAGUCUUGCAUGUGUCUUGAUGUUCCCUUGCAUAGCCAUGUGUAUGGCGACUACUGCAAGAUGAUGCUAUGAGGCACCCCUGUUCAUCUACACUCCUCAUCAUGAGAGUGUCAACACUGUUCCAUCUCAUGUUGUGUGUAUAUCGUAUCGAGACCUCUGUCUGACUGUACAGGUAAUGUUAUUGCCAAGCAUUUGCUCAUGUUUGAACAAACUCUUAAUUUCAUUUUAUUGUUUACGUCAAUAAUUUAUGGAUGUCAUAAUUGUGAUGAAUGAGUGACGAGCACCAACAAAACUGAUCAGAAUAAGAAUUGUCUUGAUUGCUGCAUUUCUAAACUGCAUGUAUCCUCUUGGGUUCCAGCUUUGGUUUGUCUGUGACUCUGAGGCUACUUUCCUGGAUGUGUUUCUCGUUCUCGGCUUCAGUACACCAAACAAAUUGUCGGUGGAGAUGUUCGGUUUAAUUUGGAACUUACAUCCUUGCACAUUCCUGCUUGAAAAAUAAUUUGUUGGAGGGGGAGGGGUGGGGGUGGGGGGGUGGGCUCUUUCUCUGUUAGUAAACCCCAUGUAUUUUGUUUGUCUAUGGAACUGUGAUUUGAUUUACUCUGCAUAAAAUGUGAACAUCUUUCGCUGAUAUUGUAAAAAUAAAUAAAAUAUGUUUAACAUUAAGAGUAUCUUGCAUAAACAUAAUAAGGAUCAUAUAUUAUCAGGCGGCAGUGAAUGAAAUUACUGUAUUGAACUGGAAAUAGAGAUAAACGAUAUUGAAUGAGCUAUGUAUAUGUAAAUAAUGUGUACAGGUGGAGAUGUGUCUUAUCCAGAUAGCAACCUUUUAGUGAAACAAAACUUGCAGCGCUGAUGCUACUUUAGCAUACAUGGCCAGUUACAAUGACCCAUGAUUAUUCUAGUAAGAAAGGUAAACAUAAUAUCAUGUUCACCAUAUGAAGAGAAAACAUCCAACAGGAUCAACUACCAAAUGUUGUCCAUGAAGCCAUUCUUGGUGACCACCGUGAUAUACCUGGAAUGUUGCCGAUAGCAGUGUAAGACCAUAUUCAUUCACAAUAUUUCAUUCUGUUUAUCAUCUGUUUUAAUAUUAAGUUGGAUAGCACUUCAUUAUGAAAAUGUGCAUGUGACAUUCACAAUUGAUUUUUCUUGUCUAAUUAAACUGUCUUAUUAAACUGUCAGAGGUAGUAGAAAAGUCUAAAUGCCAAACAACUUUCAUUCUGGUAUAUUUCAAUUGUCCACCUCACAGUAGUUAUGGUAUAAAAUUAAGUUUAAAGACUCCUAAUCCUUUCGACUUUUUCAACAAGCCCAAGUUGUUUGGACUUGUGUGAACACAAGAAGGUUAGACGAUGUACAGAAGUAAUGUAUUGUGACAGCCUGACACACAUUAACAGUGUAUUGUAGUUAGCAAGAUGUUUCCUUUCCGUACCUCUUAUACCUCUCUGUGCUUCUCUCGUCCUACACCUGUCCUUUAGCGGAGUAAGGGCUGCACUUCGGUGUUUAUAUUUGAAAACCAAUAUUUAAGUGUUGGAAACAGUAUGGUUGUAUGGCUUGUCUCUAAGUUUUGUUAAUAUUCUUGUUGUGUACAGAUUUGUUAUUUUAUAGAUACCCUGUAUGUAUACAAAUAAUCCUCUUUUCUAUUGCUUGUGCUUAAAUAAGCAAGUACCUCGAUAAGCAUAGUGUAUAAUAAAUAUGAUCCAUGUAGGACAGAAGUGUUGUAGACAAGAAGUUUUGUGAAUUUUAUCAUUAAUUGAGAAGAUUGAAUAAAUGAAAUGUUAGUAUUUUUGGUUAUGAUUUCUUGAAUGAUGAUAAAAUUCUUCAGCAUGUUUCACUUUAUCAGAAUCAAGCACUUUGUAGUUAUGGCUGCUGUAUGGUAACUUCCUGAGUUACCUCCCUUGUGCAAAUGCAUCCAAAAAGAAAUAGUUGCUACUCAGAACUAUGAAUGGUAUCACUUUCCAGUUUUUUAACAUCCUACGUUAGAUGAGUGUAGAUUUUGUUUGAUAAUCUCUUCUGAAUAACACAGAUAUCCAUGUCAUAUGUCUGUUCAAAACUAAAUCAGUUUGGGAGGUGUCUUCAACAAGGGAGAUAACUCAAAGGUUAACAGGAUGUCAAAUACCAUGCUGCAUGAAAUAUGCUGUUCAGUACCACUUGUAAAUUUCACACCAACUUGAUCAUGUACUCAUUUUGAUGUUUGUCAUUUGUCAUCUAUGACAAAAUAAAUGAUAACAGAAUCUG